AGCAACCUUCUUCCCACUGUCUUCAUCUUCUUCUUUGUUUGCCACAGAGUAUUGAGAAAACUCUCUUUGUUUCAAUCCCUUAUUUGCUAAUAUGUCGCUUCUUACAGAUCUUGUUAACCUUAAUCUCUCCGACUGCACUGACAAAAUCAUUGCUGAAUACAUAUGGAUCGGUGGAUCUGGGAUGGACCUCAGAAGCAAAGCAAGGACACUUUCUGGUCCUGUAAGCGACCCUUCAAAGCUACCCAAAUGGAAUUAUGACGGUUCCAGCACAGGUCAAGCCCCUGGUGAAGAUAGUGAAGUGAUCCUAUAUCCUCAAGCUAUCUUCAAAGACCCAUUCAGGAGGGGCAACAAUAUUCUUGUUAUGUGCGAUGCUUACACACCAGCUGGUGAGCCCAUCCCCACAAACAAGAGAUGCAACGCUGCCAAGAUAUUUAGCCAUCCCGAUGUUGCUGCGGAAGAGCCCUGGUAUGGAAUUGAGCAAGAGUACACCCUGUUGCAGAAAGAUGUUAAGUGGCCAAUUGGAUGGCCUCUUGGUGGCUACCCUGGACCUCAGGGUCCUUACUAUUGCGGUGUUGGUGUGGACAAAGCCUAUGGGCGUGACAUUGUGGAUUCUCAUUACAAAGCAUGUUUAUAUGCUGGGAUUAAUAUCAGUGGCAUCAAUGGAGAAGUGAUGCCCGGACAGUGGGAAUUUCAAGUUGGUCCGGCGGUUGGCAUUUCUGCCGGAGAUGAGUUGUGGGUUGCACGUUACAUUUUGGAGAGGAUUACAGAGACUGCUGGAGUGGUGCUCUCCUUUGAUCCUAAGCCAAUUCAGGGAGACUGGAAUGGUGCCGGCGCUCACACAAAUUACAGUACGAAGUCCAUGAGAAGUGAUGGAGGCUACGAGGUUAUCAAGAAAGCAAUUGAAAAGCUUGGGCUAAGGCACAAAGAACACAUUGCUGCCUAUGGAGAAGGCAAUGAGCGUCGUCUCACCGGCCGGCACGAGACCGCCGACAUCAACACUUUCUUAUGGGGUGUUGCAAACCGUGGGGCAUCAAUUCGUGUUGGGCGAGACACAGAGAAAGCCGGAAAAGGGUAUUUCGAAGACAGGAGGCCAGCAUCGAACAUGGAUCCGUAUGUUGUCACGUCCAUGAUUGCAGAAACCACCAUCCUGUGGAAACCAUGAGGGGAAGCCCAUGUUUGGGAUGCUGUUUCCAUGGUAGAAAGAAAGGAAAGAGCCAAAGUGUUUGUUUUGUUCCCCUCCAGUAGGAUACACUCAUUUCAUUGCACUUAGUAAUUAGGUCAGGUCAUGGUUGCCCUUGCUUGGAAUUGAGGUAGAAAGGGUUGUUUCUACUGCUUUCUUGCAAUUACGGUUAAUCUUGUGUUAAAUAAAUGAGAAUGCUUUUAUUAUUAUUAUUAUUAUUAAUGAAGGGCUAGAUUUUGAGUUUCAA
This is a messenger RNA of Gossypium raimondii (Peruvian cotton), 1427 nucleotides long. RefSeq names its product glutamine synthetase cytosolic isozyme 1. Gene Ontology annotation, molecular function: glutamine synthetase activity. Lineage: Eukaryota; Viridiplantae; Streptophyta; Magnoliopsida; Malvales; Malvaceae. The record is from RefSeq and is a predicted model, not a curated record. Gene Ontology annotation, cellular component: cytoplasm. The coding region runs from base 92 to 1162 and encodes 356 amino acids. The transcript is spliced from 12 exons.